AAAAUUUCAAAUUACGUAUUAUUUUUAAAAUGAAUAUUUAAAAAUUUUUGCUUGUGAAUUAUAUCGGUGAUAAUAUGAAGAAGACGGGUAUAUUAGUUAUAAAUGAAACAGCAUUUAUUAUUGAUGAUGGACUCACGUUUAUUGGAAGAGAUCCCGUUACUUGUUCAAUAAUUUUGGCUAAUGUUACAAUUUCAAAACAGCAUGCACUCGCAAUUAAAAUUAACGAUAAUUUCUACAUUUCGGAUUUACAAUCCUCUAAUGGAACAAAAUUAGAAGAAGUAUCACUACAACCACGUUUUUGCUAUGAGAUAAUUGAUAAUGCAACGCUUACAUUCGGCGAUGUUAAGUGUAAAUUUAUUAUACAAGAAUACAAUGCUAUAUUUAAAACACCAACAGCAUUAUCGAAAAAAUCAGCCGCGUCAUCGAAAGUAUCAUUAAAUACAACGAAACUUCCACAUCUAUCAACAAACAUUCAUAAAUUACCGACACAAUUAGAAGCCAUCUUCCAAGAUUGUACUCAACAAAUACUCGAUAAAUCUGUUGAAGAAACACAAAUUCUUGAAUCAUUGAUUAUAGAAACACCGAACAUAUCAAAAAUUCGAUCGAAUAUUUCGAGAACUAAAAAUAAAGAUGAUUUUAUAAUACCUGAAACUCAAUCCGAAAAUUUCUAUCAGGAAACACAAAAACAUUAUGAAAUUGAUGAAUCAAAUAAUUCGAAUAUUUCGAGAACUAAAAAUAAAGAUGAUUUUAUAAUACCUGAAACUCAAUCCGAAAAUUCCUAUCAGGAAACACAAAAACAUUAUGAAAUUGAUGAAUCAAAUAAUUCGGAUCAAUUUGAGUUGUCUAAUCUUGAGAUUUCAGACACACAAAUGGCUGAAGUUCAUGAUUCUAUAAUUCAAUCACCAUCAAAACAUAAAAAUUUUAUUUCAAAACGGAAACAAAGUGACAAAAUUCAUAAUUUAGAAACACAAAAUAUUAAUGAAGCAGAAACUCAAUUAGAAUUCGAUUCACCAAAAGCAUCGAAUACACGUAAUUUACCGACACAAAAUUUAGCUUCCAGUGCGUCUUCGAAAACAUUAAACAUUUAUGAAAUGGAAACACAGCAAUUUGAGGAAACUUCACCUUCAAGUAAGAAACAUCUUCAUGAAGCUGAAACUCAAGUGGAUACACCACAGUUUAGAAAACCUCAAAAACCUUCUUCGGCUAAUAGAAAUAUUUAUGAAGCUGAAACUCAAGUGGAUAUUGAACAGUUUGAAGAACCUCAAAAACCCUCUUCGCCUGAUAGAAAUAUUUAUGAAGCUGAAACUCAAGUGGAUAUUGAACAGUUCGAAAAACCUCAAAAACCUUCUUCGCAUAAUAAAAAUAUUUAUGAAGCUGAAACUCAAGUGGAUACACAACAGUUUAAAAAAUCUCAAAAACCCUCUUCGCCUAGUCGAAAUAUUUAUGAAGCUGAAACUCAAGUGGAUACAGAACAAUUUGAAAAACCUCAUAAACCUUCUUCGCAUAAUAGAAAUAUCUAUGAAGCUGAAACUCAAAUUUUAAAUUCUGAAAUUGAAAUUCCAAAAAUAAAAAUAAUUUCUGCUACUGAUUCAGAUUUAACAUCCAGUAAAAAUUCUGAGACUCAAUUGUUAGAAGAUAGAAUAGAUCUGAAUAGUGGAGAACCUCAUGCUGAGAAUGAAAAUUUAAUUGAGACACAGUUUGAAUUCGAUGCCGAACCAAAUAUUGAAACACCGAAAUUAAAGCAAGUUGAAACAACCCACAUGGAAGAAAAAAGUGAGGAAAUAAGAGAUGUAAAACGAGUAAUUGGAAAAAAUCGGGCAAUAAAUUUCACGCAAGACAAUUCACAAAUAAUAGAAAGUCAAUCUGAGCCAGAAAUGCCCGGAAUGAAAAAACAUGUAAUCGGAAAUUCAAAACCUAUAAAUUUCACUGAAUCACCAACAGUUCAAAUUGAUCUCAAUGAGACACAAUUUGAUGAAUUUAAUAUACCUGAGAUACAAAAACAACCCAAAAAAUCCCUUAAUUCAAGCUCAUUUUUCUCUGAUUCCGAUUCAAGUUUGAAUAGUUCAUUUAAUUCAAGUAUUAUUCGUAAUAUAAUAAAAAUUUUGGAACCAGCUAGUAAGAAUACUUCGAAUACUUCAACCCUAAAUCGAAGCUCAGUAGAAGAUCGAUCGGGAAGUUUCGUAAGUCAUAAAAUCAAUAAAAGUGUUGAAACUGUUCCAAAUGAUGUCUUUGUUGAAAUUGAAUCAAACUCAGUCUCGAAUUGUUUAAAUGAUAACAUUUCGAAUACGUCUGUUCAACAUAAAGCUUUUUAUAAAACGAAAACAGUCAACAAAGUUGUAGAAGAAUUAAAAGAUAACGAAAUAUCUUUAACGGAUACACCAAAAUCUACUCCAAGUACAUCCAAAACUGUGGAAAACUUUGAUACUAUCAAGAAACCAAAUUUAGAUAUUGAUAAUAUGUUGGAUGAUUCAACAUCUCAGCCAAGUGUUUCUAAAUCGUCUAACACCGUUGAAACUGAUGAUAUUUUCGAUAUUCCAACACAGGCUUUAGAAACAGGUACAAAUAUUUCACCAAAUAAACAAGCCAAGAAAACAUCGCAGCCUGGUGUUUCUAAAUCGUCUAAAACGGUUAAUACUGAUGAUAUUUUCGAUAUUCCAACACAGGCUUUGGAAACAGGUACAAACAUUUCACCAAAUAAACAAGGCAAGAAAACAUCACAACCAGGUGUUUCUAAAUCGUCUAACACCGUUGAAACCAAUGAUAUUUUUGAUAUUCCAACACAGACUUUGGAAACCGGUACAAACAUUUCAUCAAAUAAACAAGCCAAGAAAACAUCACAGCCAGGUUUUUCUACAGCAUCUAAUACCGUUGAAACCAAUGAUAUUUUUGAUGUUCCAACACAAGCUUUUGAAACCGUUAAAAAGAAUUCACCAAAAGCAUUUGAUACCAACAUAAGUCAGUUAUCAGAAAAAUUAUUGCAUGAUGAAGAUUUAGAAAAUAUUUUAAAUAAUGAUCCAAAAACUCCUGAAAUGUGUAAUUUAGCAGCAAGUUCGAGUACAGGCAAUUUAUCAAUUAAUAAAAAACCGGCGAAACAGCGUACACGUAAACCUUCUGAAAGUUCAACCAGAAAAAUGACACGAAAAGAUUCUGAUAACGAUAACAAAGUGUUAGAACGAUUGGAAAUGGUUGUAAUGGCUUUAAAAGAGGUAAUUAAUACAAAAAUUAACGAUAAAAAUCAAUCUGAUCGAGCUGACGUAGGUCAAACGUCAUCAAAUCGACCAACACGUAACUCACGGAAACGAAGUGAUGCUGCUACUGAAACUUUGGAGAGAAAAAAACGAAAAACCUCAAAUAAUAAACAAAAAUUGGUUGAGGUAAAUAAUAAUACAAAUAAUGAAAAACUAAUAAAUAAACAAAAAUCUGAGGAAGUUAUUAAAUUAACACGUAAAACAACUAAUCAACAAGCAACGGAUAGUACACAUGAUCCAACUGUUGAAGUCAGUUCAACUAGACCAGUUCGAAAAUCUAAAACACCAUUCAAGUUCAGAAUGGAUUCGCAAUCUGAAGAAAGUUGUGUAGAGAGAUCUUCUAGAAAACGAGGCCAUCCGCUAGUCCCUGAACAAUCGUCUUCAGAAAGUAUUGAUAGUGCCAUAUCAUCAAAAAUACAAAAAUUGGGAACGAAUUGCAAACCAACGAGGAGUAAGUUCCAGGUUAUAUUUACCAUAUUUCGUGAUGGAGAACAAGAACAAACCGUUAAAAAAUUAGGGGGUAAAUUAGUCAAGAAAUCUAAGGAUGCUAAUGUUUUAGUGACCAAUCAAAUUUCACGAUCGGUGAAACUAUUAAACGCAAUAUCUCAAGGCAUACCAAUCGUUUCGCCUCGAUGGCUUGAUGUUUGUAAACAUGCAAAGAAUUUUGUUGAUCCUUGGGAUUAUCUUUUAGAUGAUUUAGAAGCAGAAAAAAGAUUUAAGUUUCGUUUAAAAGAUUCUUUAAAUAUUGCCAAAGAAAAUGGUUUGCUUUUCCAAGGAUAUAAGGCUUUACUCACAAAAUCUAUUCCAACGGAUUUGAAAGAUAUUCUUCAAAACGCUGGCGCUAAAUGUAUCAGUUCUUGGCCAAAAAAGGCAACGGAUAAACAUAUUAUUGUAUCAUCUAUGGAAGAUAAAUCUCAGUGGCCAAAGCAAUCAAAAGUGAUAAUUGUGUCAGCAGAAGCAAUAUUUUCUGCAGUAGUACUACAAAAAAUCGAUUUAAAAAAUUAU
Molecule: messenger RNA, 4253 nt
Organism: Chrysoperla carnea
Lineage: Eukaryota; Metazoa; Arthropoda; Insecta; Neuroptera; Chrysopidae
Product: titin-like
Exons: 7
Molecular function (GO): protein binding
Source: RefSeq, a predicted model, not a curated record